CGUCGUUCCCAUGGCAACUGAAGAGUCCUUACCACCCGGCUGGUCUCAGAGCGCGCUGGCGUCUUGGAUUUAAGGUGGCCUCAAACGCUGAGCCCACGAAGCUAGCGCGGUGGAACAACGAUGCCCAGUGAAACUCUCUGGGAAAUUGCAAAAGCCGAAGUGGAAAAACAUGGAAGUGGAGGUGAAGGUGAUGGCCUUGAAAUUGGAGAAAAAUCUGUUUUCUUCAUUGGCAGUAAAAAUGGGGGAAAGACUACUAUUAUUCUAAGGUGUCUUGACAGGGAUGAGCCACCAAAACCAACCUUAGCUUUGGAAUAUACAUAUGGAAGAAGAGCAAAAGGGCAUAAUACACCGAAAGAUAUUGCUCACUUCUGGGAACUAGGUGGAGGAACGUCUUUAUUGGACUUAAUCAGCAUCCCCAUCACAAGUGAUACCUUACGGACAUUUUCUCUUGUUCUUGUUUUGGAUCUUUCAAAACCUAAUGACCUUUGGCCCACCAUGGAAAAUCUGUUGCAAGCCACAAAAAGCCAUGUAGAUAAAAUGAUAACGAAGCUGGGCAAGACCAAUUCUAAAGCAGCUUCUGAAAUGAGACAGAAGAUGUGGAGUAAUCUGCAGAAGGACCAUCAAGAUCGUGAAUUAAUCGACCCAUUUCUAAUACCUCUGGUCAUAAUUGGAAGUAAAUACGAUAUUUUUCAGGAUUUUGACUCUGAGAAGAGGAAGGUUAUAUGCAAGACCCUUCGAUUUGUUGCACAUUAUUAUGGAGCAUCGUUAAUGUUUACCAGUAAAUCAGAAGCUCUAUUACUAAAAAUACGUGGAGUUAUCAACCAGUUAGCAUUUGGCAUUGACAAAAGCAAAUCAAUAUGUGUGGAUCAGAAUAAACCACUGUUUAUCACAGCAGGAUUGGAUUCUUUAAGUCAAAUAGGAUCUCCUCCUGUUCCUGAUAAUGACAUUGGAAAGCUUCAUGCCCAUUCACCAAUGGACUUGUGGAAGAAAGUGUAUGAAAGGGUCUUUCCACCAAAGAGUAUCAACACACUAAAAGAUAUCAAGGACCCUGCAAGAGACCCUCAGUAUGCUGAAAGUGAAGUUGAUGAAAUGAGAAUUCAGAAGGAUCAGGAACUGGAACAAUACAAAAGAAGUUCUUCCAAGUCUUGGAAACAAAUUGAGCUUGAUUCUUGAACCUCAUUCAACUACAGUGUAUUUAUUUCUUCUUUCCAAAAAAAAAAGUAAGUUUAUUAAUUAGCUAUAAUGGUAAUAAGUGAAGGAAGCCAUGUAAUUUGUUAAAGGAAAAGUGGCUUUUCUUGUAUUAGUGCAACACUCUGGAUACUUUUAAGUCUUUUACAAGGGGAAAGAGUGUAAUUACAUGCAGUAUUUUUUAAAAUAAAAAGAAUCUUCUUUCUCUAA
Messenger RNA from Lutra lutra (Eurasian river otter), 1398 nucleotides. RefSeq names its product dynein cytoplasmic 2 light intermediate chain 1 (gene DYNC2LI1). Lineage: Eukaryota; Metazoa; Chordata; Mammalia; Carnivora; Mustelidae. Gene Ontology annotation, molecular function: dynein heavy chain binding. The coding region runs from base 121 to 1173 and encodes 350 amino acids. The transcript is spliced from 13 exons. Gene Ontology annotation, biological process: intraciliary transport involved in cilium assembly; intraciliary retrograde transport. The record is from RefSeq and is a predicted model, not a curated record. Gene Ontology annotation, cellular component: ciliary basal body; cytoplasmic dynein complex; axoneme.